AUGGCGGGCAGCAGUACGGCUCAGAAGACCUGGGAGCUCACCAACAGCAUGCAGGAGGUUCAGAGCAUCGACGAAAUUUACAAAUAUGACAAGAAACAACAACAGGAGAUCCUCGCUGCAAAGCCUUGGACCAAAGACCACCACUACUUCAAGUACGCCAAGAUUUCUGCGCUAGCACUACUGAAGAUGGUGAUGCACGCCCGCUCCGGUGGCAACCUGGAGGUGAUGGGUCUCAUGUUGGGGAAAGUGGACGGCGAGAGCAUGAUCAUCAUGGACAGCUUUGCGCUGCCCGUGGAGGGCACGGAGACCCGAGUCAACGCACAGGCCGCUGCUUAUGAGUACAUGGCAGCCUAUAUUGAGAACGCCAAGCAGGUGGGUCGACUGGAGAAUGCCAUCGGCUGGUACCACAGCCACCCUGGCUACGGAUGCUGGCUGUCGGGCAUCGACGUCAGCACUCAGAUGCUCAACCAGCAGUUUCAGGAGCCCUUUGUAGCUGUAGUGAUUGACCCUACAAGGACUAUUUCAGCGGGUAAAGUCAACCUAGGUGCCUUCAGGACGUACCCAAAGGGCUACAAGCCUCCUGAUGAAGGGCCCUCCGAGUAUCAAACCAUCCCUCUGAAUAAGAUUGAAGAUUUUGGUGUACACUGUAAACAGUAUUAUGCCCUGGAAGUAACGUAUUUCAAGUCAUCCCUGGACAGAAAGCUGCUGGAGCUCCUUUGGAACAAAUACUGGGUCAACACGUUAAGCUCUUCCAGUCUCCUCACGAACUCGGACUACACCACGGGUCAGGUGUUCGACCUGUCUGAGAAGCUGGAGCAGUCGGAGGCCCAGUUGGGUCGGGGAAGCUUCAUGCUCGGCCUGGACACGCACGACAGGAAGUCUGAGGACAAGCUGGCCAAAGCCACCCGAGACAGCUGCAAGACGACCAUCGAAGCCAUUCACGGCCUGAUGUCACAAGUCAUUAAAGACAAACUCUUUAAUCAAAUCAACACAUCUAAUUAA
Molecule: messenger RNA, 1002 nt
Organism: Nerophis lumbriciformis (worm pipefish)
Lineage: Eukaryota; Metazoa; Chordata; Actinopteri; Syngnathiformes; Syngnathidae
Source: RefSeq, a predicted model, not a curated record